UGUGUUUUAAAAUAAAAUUACAUUAAUUUUUGUCAACAUUUAAAUCGCUUAUCAUUUCAUAGAAUAAUAAUAAUAAUAAUACUAUAAUUAUCGGCCAAUUAAUUGAUUACCGAAGUAGUAAUCAUCGGCGAACACCAACAUGAGUGCCGUCAAAGUGUUUCACCGAAAGACGAAGAAGGGAUCCAUCAUUAAAGUGGUUCGCGAACAUUAUCUCCGCGAUGACAUACACUGUGGCCGCGAUUCCUGUGCCGAUUGUCGACCGUUUAAGUUACCGGUAGACAAUCGGUUUGCGCCGAGAGCCUACCUGAGUGAUCGGCCGCGCGCCGACAUCAGCAGUCUGUGUCGUUCGGCUCACUAUGUAAUACCCGAUUUCGGUGUUCUCGAACAUCAGUCGGACGUAUUGGUGGACGAAAAUUUUGGCRCCGAUGUCAUACUGAUGCAAACGGUCUGGGAUGAGGUCAAGCGUAACAUUUCGGUGCUGACAAAGAUCAAGCAAUCAAUGGCCGAAAAAAGGUUUUACGUGUUUCUCAAUGAAUACAAUAAGGAGACGUUCAGUGAAAGAGUUUUCGGUGAAACCAUUGCUGAAUACAGACAACGAUUACUGGUUUCGGGCGCCGAAUGGCUUCAAAAUCAUUUCAAGAGUUGUGAUAUCAAAGUUGUUUUUGUUGUCAAUUAUCGAAACAUUAAACUGAAGACAAAAAACAUAGUGUGCUCUCCAUUUGAUGAAUACGUGAAGUCAUUAAAAAAUAGCAUCAAUUUGGUGGACAAGUUGGCCGAUAUGUCAUCCACUGGAGAGUACGAAAAAGGUCUCAAACCUUUGUAUGACGAGUACUUACCAUUAGAAGUGGUUCAGUCGGGUAUCAGAUCGGGAAAGUAUUUUCAGGGAAAGUAUUUUUCCAAUCGUCUAAACUAUUUGGAAGGAAUGGUUCCAAUCACAAGAAAUGGAGAAGAAAUAAAUAUUGUAAUACAGGGAUCAAAAGCUAUCAAUAGAUCCCUUCAUGAAGACAUUGUUGCCAUUGAGGUGUUACCUGAAAGUGAAUGGAAGGCAAAAUCAAACAUUGUUUUAACUGUCGAAGAAGGCGUUGAAGACAAAGGCGAGAUUGAAGAAGAAAGAGAAGAGAAGAUGAUUUUAGGUGAAGAAGACAAUAAGCAGAAUGUGAAACAACCAAUGGGUAAAAUUGUAUCUAUAAUUAGACGAAAAUUGCGGCAAAGUUGUGGUGUCCUCAGACCACGCAAUGAGAAUAUAAACGUAUCUUCGACUAGCAAUAGGUAUCUGUUUGUUCCGUUUGAUCGAUCUUUACCUAUGGUUAGGAUUGAGACGCGACAAUAUGAACAGAUUAAAGGACAGAGGAUUGUCGUCGCAAUCGAUAACUGGUUAAUAGACUCGAAGUAUCCAAAAGGACAUUAUAUAAGAUCUGUUGGUCCGAUUGGCGACAAGAAAACCGAAACUGAAGUGAUUUUACUUGAAAAAGAUGUUCCGUAUAUUCAAUUUUCCAGAGAAGUGAUGAAUUGUUUGCCUAAAGAAGGCAAAGACUGGAAAUUACGUGAAGAAGAUUUUGUUAAUAGAAUUGAUUUGCGCAACGAAGCCAUUUGUUCAGUAGAUCCUCCCGGAUGUACUGACAUCGACGAUGCACUUCAUUGUAAAGACAUUGGCAAUGGUAUCUAUGAAGUUGGCGUUCAUAUCGCCGAUGUAUCCCAUUUUAUUAAACCCAAUACACCUCUGGACAAGGAGGCGUCCAACAGAGGGACCAGUGUUUACUUAGUUGGACAGCGUAUUGAUAUGAUUCCGACACUCUUGAGCUCAGAUCUUUGUUCACUGCAUCAGGACGUCGAAAGGUUGACAUUCAGCGUUAUUUGGCUCAUCGACGCCAAAACCGCUGAAAUAAAGAGCUCAAAAUUUACCAAAUCGGUGAUUAAAUCUCGCGGCGCAAUGACUUACGCCGAGGCACAGAUGCGCAUCGAUUCGCCGAAUAUGAUCGAUGAUGUGACACAAGGUUUGCGACGAUUGUUGGCCAUCUCGAAGAUAUUGAAACGAAAACGUCUGGAAGCGGGCGCUCUUGUGUUAGCUUCGGCUAAUGAAAUUAAAUUUCUUGAAAUUGAUUCCGAAACACAUGAAAAUGUUUUCGAGAUUCAGGCAAAACAAGUUUUGGACACAAACUCAAUGAUCGAGGAGUUCAUGUUAUUGGCUAACAUAGCUGUUGCCCAGAAAAUUAAUGAAGUGUUUCCCGAACUUUCUCUACUACGACGUCAUCCGAAACCAAGUAAAACAAACUUUGAUGAACUGAUAAAUGUUGGCAAAGCUUUGGGAGUUGACAUCGAUGUUACCGAUGGCAAGACGUUAUCGCGAAGUUUAGACAGUGUACGCGAUCCGAAUAAUCCAUACAAGAAUUUACUUUUACGAAUGACAACCACACGUAUGAUGUCACAGGCCGUCUAUUUCUGUAGCGGUGCCCUCACAGGAACCGAUGACUCCUUCGACCACUACGGCUUAGCCACACCAAUCUAUACACACUUUACAUCACCCAUCAGGCGAUACGCCGAUCUCAUGGUUCACCGAUUGCUUAGUCAUGUCAUCGAAUAUGAAGCACUGGACGCGUCACUUCUCAACAAACGCUAUAUGACGGCCAUCUGCGACCACAUCAACAUCCGCAACAAGAAUGCACGGGAGGCGUCCCGAGAGUCUAACAAUUUGCAUUCACUACUCUAUAUUAAAGAACGAUCGGGUGGACAACCGCUCGAAGAGGACGGCUAUAUAAUGAACAUUAAGAAGAAUGCAUUUCAAAUAUUUUUGCCACAUCUGGCACUGGAAGUGAGCUAUUUUAUGAACAAGACAUCAACAGAUUGGUUGUACGACAACAAAGAGCUGACCCAAGAAUAUCUUCCCCGCAAUCAUAAGUUUCGACACUUUGAUCCGCUUCGGGUGCGGCUAUCAAUCAGUGACAACAAUGUUAGUUUGAGACAGCGAUUAGUUGUUGAUAUAAUCAAACCGUUUGACAUUGAAAUGGUAACCAAUAAAUCAUCAAAUAAGAGACAGAAAACAUGA
Molecule: messenger RNA, 3043 nt
Organism: Oppia nitens
Lineage: Eukaryota; Metazoa; Arthropoda; Arachnida; Sarcoptiformes; Oppiidae
Gene: Dis3
Product: exosome complex exonuclease RRP44-like
Exons: 1
Coding region: 140-3043 (967 amino acids)
Biological process (GO): rRNA catabolic process
Cellular component (GO): cytoplasmic exosome (RNase complex); nuclear exosome (RNase complex)
Molecular function (GO): 3'-5'-RNA exonuclease activity; RNA binding; endonuclease activity
Source: RefSeq, a predicted model, not a curated record